AUGCUCCAGACAUUCUGGGUUGCCUGGGAGCCACAUGCGAAUACUUCGCAGGGAAUUCUUAACCCUCGACCCUUAGUCACUAAAGACGAGGUAAAAGUGGUCCGCGACGCUACCUACAAGCAGACGCAAGCCUUUAACAACGUGCCAGAAGGCAUGAGGAAGCGGUUUGCAUCUCUCGUGAAGUGUACUGCCCGACUCGAGACUGGAGCGUGCGGCCAAUGGGGUAGCUCGCUUCAAGAAGCCUAA
This is a messenger RNA of Sclerotinia sclerotiorum 1980 UF-70, 246 nucleotides long. RefSeq lists its product with no specific name. The transcript has a single exon. Lineage: Eukaryota; Fungi; Ascomycota; Leotiomycetes; Helotiales; Sclerotiniaceae. Bases 1 to 246 code for a protein of 81 amino acids. The record is from RefSeq and is a predicted model, not a curated record.